AUGGCUCCGCCAAAAUCGGUCAAUACAAAUAAUUCCCAAAUAAAUUCACAAACACAAUGGCAGAAUAAUAAUGGAAACGGGAACAACAACAAUGGCAAUAUCACCAAACUUAAUCAAUCUUCUUCAGGUUCAGAACCAAUAUAUACAUUACCUGGUGUUAUAAACUAUCUCACUUCUGAAUUUACUAAUUUGGAACGAUUUAAAAUCAUGACAAAUUUAGAGAAAAAUGAAAUGAAGUACAAGAUUAUUCAAUUACAAGGGGAAGUGACAACAUUAAAAUAUAAUAACGAGAAACAACAAUUAAAGAUCAAAGAGUUGGAAGAAGAGAAUUCCCGACUUAAGUUAAAAUUAAAUCCUGAGGCUCAUGAUGAAAUUGAAAAUUUAGAGAAAAGUGAAACGGCUGAACUAGAUGAGAUUGAUUUACAAAUGAUUAAGCAAUCAAGACAACAGUUAACUAACUCCAUGAGAGAAGUGGUGACUUUGUUGAAAGCACCAACUACAACGACUCGUGCAAGUAGCACAUUAACCAAUAACAAUAAUAAUAACGAUUUUGAGGCAUUGUUAAACAGCCCCGACAUUGAUCACGUUGACGAGUUCAAUUUCAAUAGUAAUAACGAUUAUUUAUCAUCCCCCAAUAGAAAGCAUAAUAAAGGAACAAAUUCAAAUUCUAUAAUUUCACAAUUUUUCAGUGGUGAUCUGACAGUUGAAGAUUUUGGAAAAGAAAAGUCAAACGAGAGCACUGCAACACAUGAUGAAAGUCUUGAUUUGGAUGAUGUUUUGGAAAGAGCUAUAACAAAUUCAAGUGAUAAUUUAACUGUUGUUCUAGAUGAAGAUGAUAGGCAUAUGAAUGAAGAUGAGACAAAUAAGAUACAAGAACGCCCUCAUGAGAUGAAUCUUCAAGAACAUAAUACCAUUGAUGACGAUGAUAAUGAUAAUGAUGGAGAUGAAGUUUCAUUUCAUUCGGGACUAAGAUCUCCUGAUCCCAGUCCUGAUCCUACUAUAAAUGAUUAUGCUGAUUCAAGUUAUAACCAUCUUGAUGUGUUCAAUCACGAUAAGAAUACCAUUUAUUUGAAUUCCAUGAAUGAUGACUCCAAUAAAAGAGUUAAAAUGUACAUGGUUUCAGAUCACAAAUUAAUAGCUACACAUGAAUUUGACAUGUAUUCAUCACCAAAGAAGAUAUUGAACUUAUUUCCAAUUAGCAUUCCAGAUACAUUAUUAAUUAUUGAAAAGAAUGGAGAUAUCAAAUGUCUAAAUGUCAAGGAUGAUGCAGUGAAAGAACACACAAUAACUUCAGUUCAAGCUGCAUUCCAGGAUAUUGAAUCCUGUGGACUAAUUGAUUUCUCUAUGAAAUCAAACUCAGAAAACGAAUACUUUGGAUUGUGUAUAUCUGGACAAGCAUCAUUGAAUCAACAAUUUCUUCUGAAGGUUUAUCAAUUGAGUUAUGAUUUGACAACCAAAAAUAUAUCAUCAAAAGAGAUUGGAAGUUACAAUAAGAAAUUUUUGACAAAGGGAAAAUCAGCUAAUAACGUUCAAUUUGCGGGUUGGUUCAACAAUAACAACCUUUCUUCUGAUAAAUCUACCCUUGUGAAUGUAUCACCUAGAACUGGAAACAGUAAAUUGGCUAAGAAGUCCGUUAGCUGUGAUGAUGUGACACUCUCACCAUAUGAAAUAUUGUAUAAAGUUGACGGAAAGACAAUGAAGUUGAAUAUUGUACUGAAGCAAAGUUCAGUAUUCACUUAA
Messenger RNA from Candida tropicalis MYA-3404, 1740 nucleotides. RefSeq lists its product as uncharacterized. Bases 1 to 1740 code for a protein of 579 amino acids. Lineage: Eukaryota; Fungi; Ascomycota; Pichiomycetes; Serinales; Debaryomycetaceae. The record is from RefSeq and is a predicted model, not a curated record. The transcript has a single exon.